Molecule: messenger RNA, 281 nt
Organism: Amphibalanus amphitrite
Lineage: Eukaryota; Metazoa; Arthropoda; Thecostraca; Balanomorpha; Balanidae
Product: NADPH azoreductase-like
Exons: 2
Cellular component (GO): cytosol
Molecular function (GO): FMN binding; oxidoreductase activity
Source: RefSeq, a predicted model, not a curated record
AUGCCGUUCGAGCUGCUGCGGCAGCCGCUGCACUUUAUGCCGGACCAGGCGGCGGCGCCCCAGUGGCUGCGAGACGCCAACGCGGAGAUCGCGGCUGCCGACGGGUUCGUGGUGGUGACGCCCGAGUACAACUGCUCGCUGCCGCCGGCGCUGGUCAACAUGCUCGACCACUUCCCGCCGGCCUCCUUCCGACACCGGCCCGUCGGCAUCGCCUGCUACUCGCUCGGUCCGUUCGGCGGUAUGGUCUGGCUGUCCCCUGACUCUCCCUCCCGUCUGUCCAG